This is a messenger RNA of Brenthis ino (lesser marbled fritillary), 810 nucleotides long. NCBI's taxonomy places the organism in Eukaryota, Metazoa, Arthropoda, Insecta, Lepidoptera, Nymphalidae. The record is from the annotation of a GenBank genome assembly.
AUGGCGGUGCUUUUUUAUCUUCUCGUAACUUUAUACGUAGUGAACGCCGCACCACCUUCGCAGCACUACCCUCAUGCUGUUCAAAUACAAGUAAACCCACUGGACUAUUACUUGGACAGCCCACAGGUAGCUAACUACUAUCAGCAAGAACCAAGGCCAGGAAACUCAAACGCAGCACCUAACAAUGCGCCUGCGCGUCUCGAAUUGGUCGACCCUGACAGCGAGGUAGAGUUGAUACCAGGAGCUCAGCAACCACAGCAACCACCUCAACAGAAUCCAGUCGCCCCAAAUAUACCUGGACUGAUUCCUGGGCAAAGGGUGUUUAUAGUGCACAUGCCAGUCCCUGGGAUUAGGCCAGGGACUAUUGGUGGAUACCAACCGGUGUACGUGGUAGCCGCCGCACCCCAACCUAAUGCAGGCAACGCGUAUCCUGGUUACCAGAACCCUGUUCUCUUAGGGCCAUCAGGGCAGCCGAUAUCCCCAGUAUAUGGCUACCAAACAACCGCAAACGGAGUACAAGGGAGUCCUAACUACUUGCUCGGACCGCCAGUUAACCGACCGUUUCACUUAUCGUACCAAGAGCCGGUUGCUUACCAGCCAAUUCAAAAAGACCAAGGCAGCGUGCAACAGGGAGCUGUACGAUUGUCCCAGCUCGUCGCUCUGCAGGGACAGCAGCCCCAAACUACGAACGAAGCUAAGCAAAACAACGAAGGAGCUUCUAACACAGAGCCUCAAAGCGCGAGGCAAGUGACUUUAGAAUCCAAAGAACAAACCCAAAAUGUGAGACCGUCGCAAUCACAAAGAAAAGUC